UGUUGUCUCCUCUGUGCCGUGCACAGCGAGCAUUGAAGAGCGGAUGCCCUGGUUCAGCGUGGAGCUGAAGGGACAUCUUCAAACAGUGAUUGGAAGCUUAACUUUUAAACAGUUCCGGUGCGCCGCUCGUGGUCACGUGACCCACAACAGAAACCUAUGUUUUCCCCAGAAAUGAAAUCGAAACUCAGCUUUUCUCUGGAGUCAAGUUUCAUUUCACUUACAUUAGCAGCCUCUUGGAUUUUCCCCUCAUCUUCGUGGUGUAACAGUUCAGAAACGGACCUUACUGUAGGCUUUAUAAGCGAGCGACCUCAACGGUGUUUUUAUUUGUGGAGGCUGCGGGCAAACCGGAAAACCCUGCACGCUGGAUAACAGCUUUAGAUGUUGUUUUUUAAUGUUCUACUCUGCCACUGGUUCCGUCUUUAUUAAUGCAUUCAUCUGUAACGUAUAUUUUAUUGUUAUUGAGUCAUCGUUUAGUUGCCUAACCUUUAUGUGGAAUCUGGGAAAGCAAGGACGUACUUUACUACUUUCACUUUUUUUCAGCACAUCCGCUUAUAUUUUGAACUACUAUAGGGUCUCUCAGCGUGCAACUGGCCUGCCCUGACUCUGCAUUGGGGUAUUUUGUUUGCGUUAGAGGACAUACACUAAUACUAAAGCUGCACAGCCAGCAGCAUUGGCCCCCUUCGCACUCAACCCCUGCGCUAUGAGCAGAGGUAGAGGAGGGCCUUCCAAAGAACACUACUACAGGCAUCCCCCACCCCACUUGCAGGCCAAGGAGAACUUCUAUAGAUCUGACCCAGGCCUAGUCUAUCACAGAGCUGGGCCACAGCAGAUCCCACAUCCAAGUUAUUACAGUGAUCCUGCCUAUCCUGAAGUGCCCAUACAGCCCUCAUUUCCUCUCAACACUUACACCGCCCCCACACCAAGCCACAUUAAAGCGGUCCCAAAAUCUGUGGCCCAUUAUAGCUCACAUAACCCGAAUCACGGUGCAAGUCCAAGCCCUAACUCCUUUCAUGAUAAACAGAAAGAAUUCCUGACAGGACAGAUAUCUGAGGCUCCGCAGUUUAGAGCCGCUGUGAGAAGAGGAGGAGGAGGAGGAGGGGGAGUGGUACCCAACAGGGUACAUAGUUCUGGAUACCAGCCUCAGUCAGAGUACAGUAGAUAUCCAAACCCCAGCAGCAGCCCUAGGGGUAGAGGGAGCUAUAGCCAAGACCAGAGACCAUACCGACUUGGUGCAGGAACUUCAAGAGGUAAUCUAGCACCUCGACACUUGAAUCAAAGCCAGUUCCAAGCUAAAAAAUAUAACCAACACUCCAAUAGACAAUGGCGCACUCAAACAGACUCACUGUGUGACAAUUUUCACAGUUUGUUGCUCAACGACAGACCCGAAAGAGGAGGCGAAAGGUUUGAAAGACAUUCUUCAUCCACAAGCUCAGGAAAUUUGAGCUUUGCUAAAAGUAACAUCAGUCUCACACCUCAAAUACAGGACCAGGUACAUAAUGCUUUGGCUGCCUUAAAGCCAAUUGAAAGUAUUUCUGCUAAAGUGUUAGCCAAAAAAUUGCAUCUUCCCAAGAAGAUAGUCAACAAGGCUCUUUACUCUUUGGAACGCUCACAGAAAGCCUCCAAGCAAGGACUAACCCCUCCUGAGUGGACGCUAUACAGAGAACCUCUCAGAGGCGAGGAAGACCAAAACUUUCAAGUACAAAGCGCACCUUUUCAUCUGUUAACGAGUUCUGAACCUUCUCAAAAACCUGAAGAAAAGGUAGAAACAGAAAAGGUGGGCCAGGCCAAAGAAGAGGAAUCUGACACAGAAUCAAGCUCUUCAUAUUGCUUCUCUUUAGAAUUGUCUGACUCUGAAGAUUCCCAGUCAUCAGCAAAAGGUCAACACCACGAGAAGCAACAUCCCAGCACUACCAGCUCCCCUGAUCAGGAACUUAAAGGUGCUGUGAUGGCAGAACAGAAGGAAGUAGUUCUCAAAUAUCUUUUUCAUUCAGGGGAGGCAACAGCUCUUAACAUAGCAAAAAAUGUUGGACUCAAGACUGCCAAGCAGGUAAAUCCCACGCUAUAUGCCCUAGAGAAGCAAGGUGAAGUCAUUAAGAAUGGUGAAGUCAACCCUCCCACAUGGGAGCUCUCCACUCACCGUCGAGCGAGAAUGGAGAGAAGCCUCAAAGCUGCGCAGAGCACCCCAGCUUUGGUGGGUCAGAUUAAAGUAGAUGCCAGCAGCGAAGAGGAGGGAGCGAGGGCCAUCUUUUCCCCAUCUCCACUGCCACCAUUACCAGGCCUCGAGGUACUUACAGGGGGUUGGAUGCCAGAACAAAUUAGUGACGUGCCCCCCUCCUCUACCUCAUGUAAAACCGAAAACACCAGUGAAGGGCAGUGGUCCACUGAUGACAUCCCAGAAUUUCUCAAUGCUAUUCGCAGAGAGACAGAUGCUGAAAAAAAGGCAGCCGAGAAGGCCAAUGCCAUGGGGACUGUGGCUGUCUCGGUGGCUGCCCCGCCUCCCCAGAAUCUGUGGGCCAAAUUACAGGAGGUGAGGCUGAAGAACCCCGUCAGCGGCCUCAUGGAGUAUGCCCAGUAUCUGGGCCAGAACUGUGAGUUCCUGCUGCUUGACCAGUCAGGACCCUCCCACGAUCCCAGAUUUCGUAUGCAGGUGAUGCUCAACGGGAGGCUGUUUCCUGUUGCAGAAGCUUCCAGUAAGAAAGUUGCAAAAAAGGAUGCUGCUGCAGCCACACUGCGAAUUCUUGUCAAAGAGAUGCAAGGGGGGACGUGCAGCGAUGAGGAAAAUACAGGCAUUGUGGACCAGGUGAUGGAGCUACUUUCAGAUACCAGCGGGGGUGGUGAAACCACAGGAGGGAUUCUUGGGGCCAGUGGUUUGGAGGGACCUCACCAGCCCCUCUCCCGUUCUCUCCCUGGUGGGAAGAAUCCGGUGUCUGUCCUUAUGGAGUACAGCCAGCGCAGUGGGAAGCCCAUUGAAUUCAUCAACACAGGCCAGGCGGGUCCGCCGCAUGAUCCAAGGUUCAUGUACAGGGUGAAGAUAGGAGAGAGUUUGUUUGCAGAGGCCUCAGCUCCAAACAAGAAAGCAGCUCGUCAGCUGGCAGCAGAGGAGGCUGUCAAAGAAUUGAUGGCUGAUGGGAAACUGCAGCUCAACAAGCCUCAGUUGCCCCUGGGCCCUUCCAGUGACAGUGAUGGGGGGUUUUCUGGGGCAACAUGCCCCAGCUUGCCUCCACUUACUGCAGAUGAGUUGCGAGCAGCCCAUGAGGCAGGAGUCGGGGACCUCAUCAACCACCUUAACAAUAAUGCAGUGUCAGGUCUUCUGGAGUAUGCCAGAGCCCGGGGCUUUGCCGCUGAGAUCCGCCUUGUGGGCCAGUCUGGGCCACCCCAUGACCCUAAGUUCACCUACCAGGCCAAGCUGGGUGGACGUUGGUUCCCUCCCGUCUGUGCAUCCAACAAGAAGCAGGGAAAGCAGGAAGCAGCAGAUGCUGCACUGCGGGUUCUGAUUGGAGAAGCUGAGAGAGCAGCCCGCACUGGAGAGCUUACCCCAGCUGAGCUACCAGUGAGCGGCAGCACACUGCACGACCAGAUAGCAAUGUUGAGUCACCAGCGCUUCAACGCCCUGACCACACGGAUCCAACACUGCCUUCUGGGACGCAAGAUUCUGGCCACAAUCAUCAUGAGGAGGGGGGAGGGCCUGGGGACUGUUGUCAGCCUUGGAACUGGAAAUCGCUGUGUUAAAGGGGAGGAGCUGAGCCUUAAAGGGGAGACGGUUAAUGAUUGCCAUGCAGAAAUCAUCUCAAGGAGGGGAUUUAUUCGGUUUCUGUACAGUGAGCUGCUCAAGUACUACGAGGGCACAGACGACAGUAUAUUUGAACCGGCGGAGAAUAACAAACUACGGAUCAAAUCUGACAUCACCUUUCACCUCUACAUUAGUACGGCACCAUGUGGGGAUGGUGCUUUGUUUGAUAAGUCAUGCAGUGAGGCAGGGGAUGAAGCUGAAGGCCACCAGCCUCUGUUUGAGAAUGCUAAGCAAGGCAAGCUUCGCACUAAAGUGGAAAAUGGUGAGGGCACCAUCCCUGUGGAGUCAAGUGCAAUUGUGCCCACGUGGGAUGGCAUCCAGCACGGUGAAAGGCUGCGGACAAUGAGCUGCAGUGAUAAGAUCCUGCGCUGGAAUGUGGUAGGCCUGCAGGGGGCUCUGCUUAGCCAUUUCCUGGAUCCCAUCUACCUGAAGUCCAUCACACUUGGCUAUUUGUACAGCCACGGUCACCUGACACGCGCCGUUUGCUGCCGGCUGGCAAGAGACGGUGAAGCUUUUGCCCAAAGUCUCCCUUCUCCCUUCAAGCUGAACCACCCUGAGGUUGGCAGGGUGAGUGUGUAUGACUCCACACGCCACACAGGCAAGACCAAGGAGUCCAGUGUGAACUGGAGCUUUCCAGACCAGCACAGCGUCGAGGUGCUGGAUGGGACCAAAGGAAAAGUAGAUGGGACCAAACUGGCCAUGUCCCGUGUGUCCAAGUCCAACCUGUUCUGUCUUUUCCGCUCCCUGUGCCAGCGUAGCGGUCGCACUGAGCUUCUCUCCCUGCCCUCCUACGCUCAGGCUAAGAUGUCCGCCGUGUCCUUCCAGCAAGCCAAGCAACAGUUUUUCCAAGCGCUCAGCGCCCACGGCUACGGAGCCUGGAUAGGAAAACCGCUGGAAGAAAAGAGCUUCGAGGCUUGGGAGGGAAACGGGAACAAUGGGGCACCUGUGGGAAGCAGCGACAACGGAGGAGCGAUGGAGGUGUAGAACUGUGUUGAGUGCUUUAGAAAAUAAUGCAAAUGUGUGCAGAGAGGAAAAGGCAAAGUGCAAAAAAUGAUAAUCAAACAAUGUAAAGCCAGUGGUCACAGCUGUGUCUUCUGAUGAAACAAUAAAGGCUAAAGAGAGAGUGGAAGGAAGGGACACAAUAAGUAAGAGGAGUUGGUCGAGGGCAGACCCUAAAGGCUGAGUGAGGCUGACAUGACAUCGCUCCGCAGGGUGUACAGAAUAUUGUAAACACUACAUGCAAAAGAAUUAGUUUCAAGUCAGUAAACCAACAUCGCAGCCACCGCUACAGCGCUCAGACCAUUUGAGUUUCAGCUUUUCUUGGUCAUUGUUUGGCUUUAGUGGUUCUUACAUACUCAUUGUUCUACUUGAUGUGUAAGCUUAUAUGUGCAGAUUCUUUGCCCAUUGCGAAUGUCUGGACCCAAAUGGCUUGCUCACUUUGCAAAGGAGAGGAACUGCCUGGUGUGACCAGUGCCAUGUAGCAGUGUUUGUAAUGGUGAUUAAUUUCCUUUAUGGUGUAAGUCUGUCAUGAAGCACUUUCAUUUUCUGCUCCUUAUGUUUUACUGCAUGGACAUUUUUAGGACAGCGAUGACAAACAAUUGGAUACACUCUGCCAGAACUUUCUUUUUUGGAGGGGGCACACAGCAUUGAUUUUUAUUUUGAUGUCAAAUAAGAAAAUCAGUAUCAACUUUUACUGAUGCAUUCAAUUCCUGUAUAUACUUUAAAGUAUUCAGUCAGACUGUUUUUUUACUUAAACCAGCUGUUAAUUUAAACCAACCUUACAUCCACAAAUGUCCAUCUGCCAGCUACUGUUGCAGCUCUUCGAUCAGUAGAUUUCCUCCAAACAGUAGAAUAUUUUUGUCCUUUUUGUUCGCACAUGUCUUUUGAGUAUUCCCCCCCCCCCCCCACCUCUUCUGUCAAAAUGGUCAUCAGUAGCUGGGUGUGCUUUAAAAAUCCCAGGAAGCCUCUAGUGUCCUGCCCGCAGGGAAAGCCACUGUAUAUUUUAAACAAAUAUAUAAAUCUAAAUAAUAAGGUUUUCGGGCUCUGGUACGUGGGUAGUUGUUGAGGACUAAGUGGCUUCAGUUUUGUGUUGUUUGAUUUAGGUAGAUGAUGCAACAUAUACAUGAGGUAUAUACAAAUACAUGAACACACAGAUUCACAAUGGGUUCCAAAAGUCUAAGCCUGGUUACAGAAGCUUUCCUUCUCACGUCUUGCAUAUUUAAAAAAAAUAUAUAUAUAUUUUUCAAAAACUACAUUUACAGAAAGACUUGAAACGGCUGUUGUUUCCAUUCAACACACCUCAGAGUUUUCUGAAGAAUUUGAACAUGUCAAAGAUGUAACAUGACACAGGGUGUCACUCUUAGAUGUUUGUGAUUAAUGUCUGAUAACCACAGAGGUAAAGCUAUGCAAGUCAGCUCUCUGAUCCUUCAAAAGGUUCGGAGUAGCUUUGAUGCAUGUAUAGAGCCAUUGUUUUACAGGAAAAUAAAUCUCUUUUUGUCAGUG
Messenger RNA from Archocentrus centrarchus (flier cichlid), 6292 nucleotides. It is a transcript of the gene adar, whose product is annotated as adenosine deaminase RNA specific. Lineage: Eukaryota; Metazoa; Chordata; Actinopteri; Cichliformes; Cichlidae. Gene Ontology annotation, cellular component: cytoplasm; nucleolus. Gene Ontology annotation, biological process: RNA processing; adenosine to inosine editing. The transcript is spliced from 16 exons. Gene Ontology annotation, molecular function: tRNA-specific adenosine deaminase activity; double-stranded RNA binding; adenosine deaminase activity. The coding region runs from base 701 to 4774 and encodes 1357 amino acids. The record is from RefSeq and is a predicted model, not a curated record.